Molecule: messenger RNA, 2743 nt
Organism: Pyricularia oryzae 70-15
Lineage: Eukaryota; Fungi; Ascomycota; Sordariomycetes; Magnaporthales; Pyriculariaceae
Exons: 2
Coding region: 69-2519 (816 amino acids)
Cellular component (GO): nucleus
Source: RefSeq, a predicted model, not a curated record
AAAAAGAAAAGAAAACCCCACCAAGGUUUUGAUUAAUACAAGAGACCCAAAAAAAAAACAAAAAAAAAAUGUCUAAACCGCGGGAAGACGCAGCGGGCAAGCCUUCAGUUCAAGUUCAAGCGCCCCCAGUCAGCCUCCUGAACAACGCCCACGCAAGCAUCAGUCUCAGCAGCAGGCGCCGCAGCUCGCCCGUGGCGCCCCUCCAGCGGUUCGACUCGCUCAACAAGACUGCCAAUUUCUGCACCACGACCGUCGCGGUCAUCUCGCCGCCGCCGACCCCCCACUCGCCUCGCUUCGCGCACAAGCGGGAGACGCUCGCGCUGCCGCUCCGCCUGCGCAGCAACUCGGGGCUGUCGCUGCACACAAACUCGGCCGCCUUUAGGCAGUACACCGACUACAGCAACCUGGACGGGUCGCCCAUCACGCCGAGCUUCUUCAACCAGGACGCCACCACUUUUGCCAUCGACUCUGCGUUUAGGCCGCGGACGAGCGGCCAAGAUGCGCCUAGUGGUGGAGGUGGCGGUGGUGGUGGUGGUGGUGAGGGGUUGUCGUCUAAUCAGUACAGAAACGGCAGGAGGGAGAGCAUGGCGAGCGUGCUGACUUCGUCGCCUUCGAAGACGGGGUCGUGUCCGGUGCUGUGCGUGCCCGAGUUCUUCACCAAGGAUGUCAUCCAGAUUGUGCUGCAGAGCCAGACCACGUUUGACAGGCUGAUGUGGUACGCCGAAAGGCACAAGUCGACGGAUGGAAUGGAGUAUCUAGCCAAGCUCAAAGAGUACCAACAAUCGGUAAACAGCGUCACGGCCAGCCUAUCCCGCAUCAGCACAGAAAACACCUCCUUCGCGGCAACCACGCCGCUGCACCUCCCCUCGGGCAUCUCGCGCCACCUCAACGCCGAUGUCAAGCACAUCACGGCCUCGGUGCUCCCGGCGCUCGAGAACGUCUUCCGCGACGCCAAGGCCCACAUCGAGCAGCGCAUCAUCCGCGACCUGUACCCGGGCUUCGUCAAGAACCAGCUCUCGCUCGCCACCGAGGCCGCCCUCGCCACCGCCAACAGGGGCUCGUUCCAGUCGCGCUUCCCGGGCCUGGCCGCGUCCUUUUGCCUCACCGAUCCGCUGCUGCCCGACAACCCCAUCGCGUUUGCGUCGGACGGCUUCCUGGGCCUCAGCGGCUGCCCGCGCGAGGAGGUGGUUGGUCAGAACUGCCGCUUCCUCCAGGGCGGCGGCCUGCAGAACCUGGGCGUGACUAGGAUCAAGAGCGCCGUCAGCUCAGCCAGCGCGGGCAGCGCGGGCAGCAGCGUGGGUAGCGUGGGCGAGGGAGCGAGUCACGGCGCAGACGGCGGGGUUGAGACGGUGCUGAACUACACGCGCGACGCCCACGGAAACCUCAAGCCCUUUUGGAAUCUGCUCUUCGUCUGCCCCCUGAGGAACAGCACAGGCAAGAUCACAUACUAUCUCAAUGCGCAGAUCAACAUAUCCGAGGCGGUGGGCUCCGACAAGGAGGUGCUCGAGAUAUUGAGCGUGAGGCCCUCCGAGCCCGACAGUCUCCCUCCUUCAACAUCAUCGUCGUCGUCGUCAUCCCCCAUCCUCGGCCUCUCCCAUGCCAUCACGGCCCCCAGCCCAUCCUACACUGGCCGGUUCAACAACACCAGCCAAGAAUCCAUGCUAGCCGCGCAGCAGCAAAAGCAGCAGCAGCAGCAGCAGACACCAAAGCGACGCUCCACAACCCGCGGCUUCAGCUUCAUGAGCUUCCGCAAGAACCACAACUCAGACUCCAAGUCGUCGCGCGGACAAUCCCGCGCCUCCACCUUCCCCGAGCCGGUCUCCUCCUCCUACCCCGGCCCAGACCAACUCCACCUCCCCACGGCCUCUCCCUCCGCCAGCUCCAGGAGCACAACGCCCAACACCACAGCCUCGUCCACCCUGGAUUCCGCCAGCACCGCCGCCACCCAGCAGCAAUCCCCAGACCACCCGGGCGCCUACGCCCGGCACAUGGUGCUCGAGUACGCGGCCGGCGACAAGGCCUCGCGGGGCAGCAGCAGCAGCAGCAGCAGCAGCCACCGCCACCAGCUGCGGUGCGCGUUUGCGUCGCCCGGCGCCCUGGCGGCGCUGGGGCUCUCGACGCUCGACGAGGUGCGCGACCGCGACGUCUUUGACGUGCUGGGCGAGACGGGCGCCGCGUCCAAGGCGGUGCGGCGGGGCAUCCUGUCCAAGGUCGCGGGCGGGGAGAAUGUGAGCGUCAGGCUGCGGGUGGGCGGCGGCGGUGCCUUCUCGGGGUCCCACUCUCCGGCGCAGCAGCAGUCUGGCUAUCAAAGCUGCGUCGUCGGUCCCGAUCAGCAGUGGAGCGUCGAGGCGGCGCUGGAUCGGCUCGCGGACUGGAGGCACGCGCACCAUUCCGUCGAUGACGUCUCGCGGCACGGGCGCGAGGCCGCCUUCCACUUCACGCCGCUGAAGGAUGCGGCCGGGUGCGUGCGCUGGGUGGUGUUGAUUGUCGUGCCUGUGAGGGUCAGGAGGGCGACAUGAUUUAUUUCCAUUGGCCAUUUGGCCUUUGCUCAUCUCUUCUUCUUCUUCUUUUUUUUAUAAUCUCUUCUUUCCUUUGUCGAAACGCAUCGAGGAGAAAUACCACCAGCUGGGUUUGGAAAGCAUACUUAUAUAUACACACAUCUAUGGCAUCGCAAAGGGGGGCAUAGGAUAUAAAAAUUAGAUAGCAUAUUAGAUUUCCCAAGUACAUAUAAUGAGAAACGAAC